AUGCCUCACGUUCGAGAUCCUACAUACUUACUUGCGCCGAACUGGACUUACCGCCCAAAUGGCCCGAUUGCUCUUGGAAACAUAAUUGUUGAUCCGUUCCGCCCUCAGUAUGCAAUCUCCAAGCCGACCAAGCCUCUACCUGAGACGGAGGUAGUAACGGAGAAUAACUGGAUAUUUGAGACUGAAAAAAUACGGAGUGUGAAUGUGAGCAUCUGGACUCGCUUAUUCAAUCAACUGAGCAUCAAACUCGGCCCGAACCGUCAGAGAGCAGAUACUGUCAAAAUUGUCAUGAGAUCUCUCGAGACCACUUACUUUAGAGAUGAGCCCUCGAUGCAAGACAUCCAAGCGAUUGCCAAGGAGCCAAUCGUUCGCAGUAUUCUGAAUGCCGAUGGCCUGCUUCGAAGCCCGGUAUACAUGGUGACUGGUCUGAAAGUUGCAAAAGGAUUCCAGUUAACCCACCAUGGGUCAUCCGGACGCGGACUGUCUGCCGAAAUGUCAGAAAGUGUUGCUCCAGAUAUGUCUGUCGGUGGCAAUGCCAAAAUUGAGAUAACGACGGCCACCUCAAAUGGAUUUGAAGCCGCAGAUGAUAUCAUCUUUGCAUACCAACUGCUCAUCAUUAAACCCAAGGGUUGGGGUCCGAAAACGACUUUCAAGCUGGAUGACUAUCGACACAAGGCGGCAAUGCUCGUGGAUAGUAACAGCGACGAAGCAGAAGAAGGAGAAAUUGAAAUUGAAUACGGUGGUGCAACAGUUGAUGAAGUGGUCACAAUUCAAGAAGGCAUUACGGAAGUUAAUCCUGACAAAGCCCAACAUGAGUGGCUCUUCCAAGACGAAUGA
This is a messenger RNA of Trichoderma breve, 837 nucleotides long. RefSeq lists its product as uncharacterized. The record is from RefSeq and is a predicted model, not a curated record. The coding region runs from base 1 to 837 and encodes 278 amino acids. Lineage: Eukaryota; Fungi; Ascomycota; Sordariomycetes; Hypocreales; Hypocreaceae. The transcript has a single exon.